Ylistrum balloti is the source of this 3204-nucleotide messenger RNA. RefSeq lists its product as uncharacterized. The transcript has 18 exons. Gene Ontology annotation, molecular function: metalloendopeptidase activity. The record is from RefSeq and is a predicted model, not a curated record. The coding region runs from base 1 to 2163 and encodes 720 amino acids. Gene Ontology annotation, biological process: peptide metabolic process; proteolysis. Lineage: Eukaryota; Metazoa; Mollusca; Bivalvia; Pectinida; Pectinidae.
AUGGCGGCCUCCGUGAUCCGCGGAUCGCUGCUCCUUGGGAAAUCCAUGAAAUGUCUUCGAACAACUUGCCGUCUGCCUUUCUCUGCACCAAUACGACGUUUGAGAUAUUAUGUGGCACUCCCUGUAACACCAAAUGACACGCCAGACAAUAAUCCAUUGUUGAGAAUUGAGGAUGAUCCACAUCUUUCAAGAAUAUCACCAAAACAAAUGGUGCGAGGAUGUGCAAAAUUAAGCCUUGAUUUUGAAAGAAUAGUAGAUGCACAUUUUUCUUCAUUUAUAGAUGAUCCAAACAAACCAAGAACAUUUGAAAGUGUAGUGGCUCCUGUCGAUGCUCUUCAUGCACCUCUGAGAACAGCAGCCAGUACUGUCACGAUACUCACCUGGUUUAGGAACUCACAGCCCUUCAUAGAUGCCAAGGCUAGGAUUGACCCGCAGGUAGAAAGAGCCCUAGCUGAUAUCUAUACAGAUGAAUGCUGCACAAUUUUGAAGGAUCUGUAUACAAAAAGUAAAGAUUCCAUGACAGAUGAGGAGAUCUCUCUCCUAGAGCUCAUGUUGCGAUAUUGUCAAAAGUCAGGGCUGGACCUAAAUGCCAAAUCACGAGAAGACUGGGAUAUUGCUAUGCGAAAACUUCAUGAACUAUCUACAGACUUUGGAAAACGAGCCACUGCCUGUAAGAGGUUAUUUGUCCACACUAUCACAGACCCAGAUAUCAUUAAACACCUGCCAAUGGUUCUACUGUACUACACAUCAGUGAACACGAGAAAUCCCGGAUCAGGUCCCUGGAAAUUCACAUUGAAUGAUUCUGUGUAUAAGUUAUUUCUUGAGUACUGUCCUGACGCUGAGGAGAGACACAACAUCUGGUAUGCGUACAAUAACGUGUCCUCAACAGACUAUGUUACACAGUACCUGGAUACACACAGACUCAUAGAUGAAAUUGUCAGAUUUAGAAAACAAGUUGCAGAAGAUUUUGGAUAUGCAAGUUACGCUCAGUAUAUGAUGCAGCAUAAAAUGGCUGGUUCUGUGGACACAGUAUUGAAUAUGGUGGAAGAAUUGAGGAAUGCCUACCUUCCACAAGCCGAAGAAGAAUUUGAUUCUCUCCAGGAAUUUGCUGAAGAAGAUGGCUAUGAGGAUGAAUUAAAGCUCUGUGAUGUUCCUUACUACCGCCGAAAGCAGAAGGAGUCCUUGCACAAGGAAGAAAAUGUCUCGAGUUAUUUCAUGUACAAAGAUGUUGUUGAAAGUGCAAUGCAUCUGGCCACCCACAUGUUUGGAAUCAAGUUUGUGUAUUCAGAUAGACAUUAUACAUUUUCUGAGGAUGCUUUGGGUUUCGAUGCAUUUGAUGAAGAAGGUAAAGUUCUUGGUCAUUAUAUUCUUGAUCCAUUCCCUCAACCAGAAAAAUUACAGGGUACAUGGAUGCUUUCAGGAAGAGCAAGGUGUAAAAAUCCUGUACUAACCCCCUACACCUACCAGUCAAUGGACUUGGAUCGCAACAAUCCUACUCUCACAUGGCACCAACUUGGCUCAUUUUAUCUUGAGUUUGGAUUUUUUUUACAACAAUGUUUGUCUAAGACUUCGUUCCAUAUGCUGUCAACAAAUGGCACAGAGGAAGAUAUAGAUACAUUGCUCGGUCACCUCUUGCUACAGUUUACAAUGGAUCCCGAGUACUUACAGAAGAUCAGUAGGCAUAUAAAGACAGGGGAAAAACUGCCUAUGCCAGUCAUCCAAGCAAUGUUACAAGAGAAUAAACAUAUGGCUGGCUGGGACCUCUGUUAUAAACUUUUUAAAAUUGCUUAUGACAUGGAAAUCAAUUUAUCCCAUGAUAACUGGUACAGCACACUCGAGAAAAUUUGGCCAUUAUACAUGCCCAUUCCCCUGGAUAUUGAUGACAACCACCCAUGUUCUGACCUAAACCAGUUUCAACAUGGACUGGCUGCUAGCUCCUACCAUGUCAUCUGGACAGAGAUGGUGGCUUUAGAUAUGUUAGAAGUUUUCAGAGAUGCAGGCAGUUUAACUGAUGAGAAAGCACUUCAAGAAGUAGGAUACAGGUUACGAGACUCCUUUUUCCAACCACUUGCUACGGUGAAAGCUAAGGAACUGUUCCGACGAUUCCGAGGCCGGGAUCCUUCCGUAGAACCCCUCAAGUCUUAUUACAAGGCGAUCAACUGAAAAACUGUGAUAUAUGAUAAGUGUUGGGAGAUAACGUUUAUAUUUCUGAUAAACAAUGAGAUGACUUUUGUUCAGUGGACUGGUCAUUGGUCAGUGGUCAAUUGAUUAGUGAUUAAAUAGAGGAUUGGUCGGAGAUCAUUUCAAUAGGAAAUUCGAGAGGACUGGUUUUCUGAUCACAUGAAUGAAGUAACCUCAUUAAUAGUCAAAAUGGACUAUGGCUAUCAACGGUUGUUCGCUGUUUUGUUGGUAUGAAUUAAUAGGAAAGGGUGACAAGGACAUCUGAUUAAACUCUGUCUAAAGACUGUGUGUAUGUGUAAUAUAUGACUGUGUAAUUUUGACAAAAGCGACAUCAUAUAUAUCUCUAUUUUGUUAUUAAUUUUGGGCACAUAACUGUUCAAUUUCACCUCAAUCACACAAGAUGUUCCAUAGAUUACUUAUAAAUAUGAAAAUACAAUAGAAUGCUUUAUUUAUGUGGAUACUUAUCACACUACUAUAUCUAUCAUCAAAUACAGGCUUAUUGAACGGAUACUGAAGCUUUAAUUGAUGCAAAAAAACAAUUUGAUAGAAACUUCUCUGGAUAAAAAAUCAAACAGUUUGGGAUCAAAAGAUAUAUAUCAUUCACUGUCACCAAAAGUACUUUUCGUGAAGGCAAGGAAUGACAAAAUGCUUUUUUAAAUAAAUGAUUUGAUUGUAAAAUCUGUGAAGAUUUGUGCUUAUUGUUCAGAAUAAGCUUAUCCCUAGACAGAAUGUGUAGCUGUGUAUGAAUGUAGUUUUGAGUUUUUACAAUCAUAUGUUGUUUUGAUAGUAAUGAACAUGAUCAUCAGGAAAUAUCAUUUUGGAACAUAAAGUUGAGUACAUCACUUCUAAAUGAAAUUUGGUUUCCAUUUGGAAGUGUUAUAAUAUCUCAAUACUUUAAACGGUUAUGUGUGCUAUACCUUGUGUCUGUUAGAUCUUUUUAUAUACAUAUACUUCUAGAAAGGACUCCCCUUGUGUUAUUUAAUAAUUUUUUCAACACAUGAAAUAAAUAUAAGUUGUCUACAA